AUGACAUGUGAAUGUGGUGUGAACAAGCGAAAAAUUGCAAAUGAAGAAAUGAAGUUUAUUGAGAUUGGCGCAAAUUUAACUGAUCCAAGGUUCCGUGGAAUUUAUAAUGGAAAACAAGUGCAUGCUGACGAUUUUUCGCAAAUGUUGCAACGUGCAACAAAUGCUGGCGUCGAAAGAAUUAUCGUGACUAGCGGUACAGCUCACGAAGGUAUCGAAGCUUUGCAACUAGUCAAGAAUCAUGAUAAUCUUUUCACGACAAUUGGUUGCCAUCCGACUCGAUGUAACGAAUUUGAAGAGAAUCCUGGAGGUCCCGAUCAAUAUUAUCAAAAACUCCUCGACAUCGCCACGGAUGAAUCCGCCAAAGGCAAAGUGGUGGCUAUAGGAGAGUGUGGUCUUGGAACAGAAUUUAUGGAUAUCCUUUUCUUAUAUUCUAUCUUAUCCUCGAGAGAAGAAAAUAUUACCUUAACAAACAAAUUGAUUCGAAUAAUACAUAUGGUCAGAAAGCAUAGAGAUAAAUUCACGCGUGGAGUUGUUCACUCGAUUACUUGUGAUAUUGAAGAAAUGGAACGCGCUGUUUCUCUUGGAUUACACCUUGGGAUUAACGGGUGUUCACUAAAGACAAAAGAAAAUCUCGAGGUUGCAAGGCGCGUUCCGGUGGACCUAUUGAUGAUAGAAACAGAUGCUCCAUGGUGCGACAUUCGCCCAACUCACGCAUCAUAUUCCCAUUUAAAUUCAACCACCCUUUCCAAGGAAAUGAUGGAAUUAUACCAACCGCCAUCACGUAAGAAGGAAAAAUUUGAACAAGGAUUAAUGGUUAAAGGAAGGAAUGAACCAUGUUGCAUUGGCCAAGUGUUAUAUGUAUUGGCCUCGAUUCGUGGUACGAACCCUGAAACACUGGCAGAAAAAAUAUAUGAAAAUACCAGAAAAUUCUUUUUUAAUGAAGAAUAG
This is a messenger RNA of Acaulospora morrowiae, 948 nucleotides long. NCBI's taxonomy places the organism in Eukaryota, Fungi, Glomeromycota, Glomeromycetes, Diversisporales, Acaulosporaceae. The record is from the annotation of a GenBank genome assembly.